Molecule: messenger RNA, 2114 nt
Organism: Arachis stenosperma
Lineage: Eukaryota; Viridiplantae; Streptophyta; Magnoliopsida; Fabales; Fabaceae
Exons: 12
Coding region: 88-1611 (507 amino acids)
Biological process (GO): intracellular signal transduction; peptidyl-serine phosphorylation
Molecular function (GO): protein serine/threonine kinase activity; ATP binding
Source: RefSeq, a predicted model, not a curated record
UAGAGCAGAGUUAGUAAUACUAGAUAAGAGUGGCAGAGAGAAGCAGUAAGAAGCUUUCACUUUCACAUUCUUCAAUUCUUGGAGGUCAUGGACGAUGAGCUUCUUGAUGAAAAAGAACAAGAAGCCGAAGAAGAAGAAGAGAGUGUGGGCUCCAGCUUGACCAUGGUCAAGGUCGCUGCUGCCAAAAAGUUCAUCGAGAACCACUACAGAACCCACAUGAAGAACAUUCAAGACCGCAAGGAAAGACGUUGGGUUUUAGAAAGAAAAUUAGCUUCUUCAGAUGUGCCAAAUGAGGAACGGAUCAACCUCAUCAAAGAUUUAGAGAGAAAGGAGACAGAAUAUAUGCGAUUGAAAAGGCACAAGAUAUGUGUUGAUGAUUUUGAGCUCUUAACAAUCAUUGGAAGGGGGGCCUAUGGAGAGGUUAGACUAUGUCGGGAAAAAAAGUCUGGAAACAUUUAUGCCAUGAAAAAGCUGAAGAAAUCUGAAAUGCUCAAGAAAGGCCAGGUGGAACAUGUUAGAGCUGAGAGGAACUUGCUGGCUGAAGUAGCCAGUCAUUGCAUCGUGAAACUUUACUACUCAUUUCAAGAUGCCGAGUACUUGUAUUUAAUUAUGGAGUAUCUGCCUGGGGGUGAUAUGAUGACUCUUCUAAUUAGGGAAGAAACCUUAAGUGAAGAUAUUGCUAGAUUUUACAUUGCACAAAGUGUUCUAGCCAUAGAGUCUAUUCAUAGGCAUGGUUACAUUCACAGAGAUAUAAAACCUGAUAACCUACUCUUGGACAAAAAUGGUCACAUGAAGCUCUCAGAUUUUGGCCUCUGUAAGCCUCUUGACUGUACCACCUUGUAUACACUGCAUGAAAAUCAGGUCAUGGAUGACAGAAAUUUAGCAGAGCCAAUGGAUAUUGAUGGAUCUAUUCCUGGCAUGGAUAAGCAUACCAGUUGGAGAAAUCCACGUGAGCAGCUUGAGCAUUGGCAGAUGAACAGGAGAAAGUUGGCCUUUUCUACAGUGGGAACACCAGACUACAUUGCUCCCGAAGUACUUCUGAAGAAAGGAUAUGGAAUGGAAUGUGACUGGUGGUCACUGGGAGCAAUAAUGUAUGAAAUGCUAGUUGGUUACCCUCCAUUUUACUCGGAAAACCCUAUGACUACCUGCAGAAAGAUUGUUCAUUGGAGAAAUUUCUUAAGGUUUUCAGAAGAUGCACAGUUGUCUCCAGAAGCUAAGGAUCUAAUAUGCAGAUUGAUGUGUGAUGUUGACCAUAGGUUAGGUACUCGAGGGGUGCAUGAAAUCAAGGCUCAUCCUUGGUUCAAUGGUGUAGAGUGGGAUAAACUGUAUGAAAUGGAGGCAGCAUUCAAACCACAAGUUGUUGGAGAGCUAGAUACUCAGAACUUCAUGAAAUUUGAUGAAGUUGAUCCACCAACAAACGAAAGGCUUGGAUCAGGAACCUCCCGGAAGAUGCCCAAAGAUCUAAACUUUGUUGGUUACACUUACAAAAACUUCGACGCUGUAAAAGGGCUGUGUCAAGGAGAGUCCAUGCAAGAAAUUUCUUCUAAAUGGCCAGUUGAGGAAACGGGAUUGCAAAUGCUUGCAUCAUCCGGUGAUCCCAUGUUACCAUAGGACAAUGCAACGAUGCAUACCAUGCAUCAAGGUAAUCCAAUGAUUCAAAUUUGGUGUAUAAUAGAUAGCUUAGUGCAUGAUUCGAAUCUGUACCUCUGGAUUACCUUAAUCCUGGUGCAUCUAAGACGUUGCCGGUACAAUACUAGGAAUUUGUGCAAUAUGCAUAUUAAGCCCAUCUUUGAGGUUCUAGUAAACCCCCUUGGGCUUAAAUAUUUUGCCAAAAACAUCAUAUUCUCUUAUAGUUAAGUUUCCAACUGUGUGUACAGUAAGUAGUUGAACAGCAUUCUCUAAGCUGAGUGCUCCAUGGCUGCCCAGGUUGGCAAUUUGGCAUGUUUAAGCCAUGCCUUCUCUAGUGGCAGUUUAUGUUUUAAUAGUUAAAUUAUAGACAAAUGACCGAGGAACUUAGAAGAAUGCAUCCUGAUGAAAUUAUUCAGUUUUAUGUUGUAUACAUUUAUGGGAAAGAGGCACACGUUUAUCUAUGAAGAAAUUCUGAUUGAGGAUUA